Molecule: messenger RNA, 777 nt
Organism: Alligator sinensis (Chinese alligator)
Lineage: Eukaryota; Metazoa; Chordata; Crocodylia; Alligatoridae
Gene: YPEL4
Product: yippee like 4
Exons: 4
Coding region: 182-565 (127 amino acids)
Source: RefSeq, a predicted model, not a curated record
CCCCCCUUUUGGCCUGGUUCUCAUCUUGGGGGGGCCCUGGCUGCGCAGCCCCCCCAAACUCCUCUCUUCCUGAAUCACGGCUCUAGCCAACCUGCUUCGCUGCUUCACCUGCGACCGUCUGUGUGGGGGCUGCACGGCGCCCACCCCCCCGCCCCGCCAGGGCGUGGCUCUUCAGCCCGUCAUGCCCAGCUGUGAGCCGGUGCCACCUGCCGCCUGCCUGCCCGCCAAGACCUUCCGCAGCUACCUGCCUCGGUGCCACCGCACCUACAGCUGUGUCCAUUGCCGGGCACACCUGGCCAAGCAUGACGAGCUCAUCUCAAAGUCCUUCCAGGGGAGCCAUGGGCGUGCCUACCUGUUCAAUUCUGUGGUUAACGUGGGCUGUGGGCCAGCAGAACAGCGCCUCUUGCUCACCGGGCUCCACUCUGUGGCUGACAUUUUCUGUGAGAACUGCAAGACCACCUUGGGGUGGAAAUAUGAACAAGCCUUUGAGACCAGCCAGAAGUACAAGGAGGGAAAGUACAUCAUCGAGAUGUCACACAUGGUGAAGGACAAUGGCUGGGAGUGAGGGGGUGGGCUGCAGCCAUGCCCUCAGCAGCAUGCCCUGUCCAUACACGCUGCCACACCACCCAUCCCAGCACGACACCCUUGCGGUCCUGCCCUCUGCACAAGCAUUGCCCUUAGGGAGUGGGGGGCACAGGAUCCUCAACCUAUCCACCCUAGCUGGGAGAGCUUGCAAAACAUGACUAGCACACAAGGAAUUCCUUUCCCCGCCCCCCC